Molecule: messenger RNA, 625 nt
Organism: Tinamus guttatus (white-throated tinamou)
Lineage: Eukaryota; Metazoa; Chordata; Aves; Tinamiformes; Tinamidae
Source: RefSeq, a predicted model, not a curated record
AUGGGGCUGGGGGCUCCCGAAUACGGGGCUGGCCCCUGCCCAGCCCCACACUGUCCUGUGCUGCAGCUGGACUGGAGGCAGGUGCUGGUGCUGGGGCUGGACGGAGCAGGGAAGAGCAGCGUCCUGCACUACAUCUGCAGCAAGACAGCGAAGGACACCAUGGCGCCCACGCAGGGCUUCAGAUCUGCCCGGCUGUGCAUGGAGGGGCUGGAGGUGGAGCUGCUGGAGGUGGGUGGCAACCAGAACCUGCGCUCCUACUGGCCGCACUACCUGAGCCAGGCCCACGUGCUGGUGUUUGUGGUGGACUCGGUGGACAGGUCGCGCCUGGUUACAGCACGCGAGGAGCUGCACGCGCUGCUGGCCGAGGAGCCGCGGCUGCCCCUGGUUGUGCUGGCCAACAAGCAGGACAAGAGCGAUGCCCUGAGCACGGAGGAGCUGCACGAUGAACUGGCCCUGCACACACUCAGUGGCCAGCGGGACUUCUUCCUCCUGCCCACCAGUGCGACCUGGGCCAGCCUCAGCACUGCCACCAGCGUCCUGCAUGUCAAGAGCCUGCUGGUCACCCUGCUCUCCCAGCCCUGAGUCCUCAGGGUGCCCGCUCAGACUCCGACCCCAGAAGAGCUCC